Symbiodinium sp. CCMP2592 is the source of this 834-nucleotide messenger RNA. NCBI's taxonomy places the organism in Eukaryota, Dinophyceae, Suessiales, Symbiodiniaceae. The record is from the annotation of a GenBank genome assembly.
AUGACUCCCAAGGUCAAGCCCCGACAGCCGUCGAAGGCCACGCCGAAGGCGAAGGCCAAGCCCGCGGCUGCCCGGCCAGAGCCAGAAGAGCGCCCGCCAGUCCCGCCCCGCACGCUGCGGCAGCAAGUGUGGGACACACCACGAGUGCUUCUCUCGCAGAUUUGUGAGGUCUGCGACCGCGUCAAGGGGUGCCGCUGCACGACUUGCCUCAGCUCCUACGUGCCGAGCGUGCAGGCAAGGCUGGCGCGGUCUUGCGAUGCCGAUUGGAACGACCGCGCAGAGACCCGGCUGGGCGACGCCUUGCACCACGUCGCCCGGCGCUUGGGCCGGCACCCGGGUGCCAUCCGGGAACGACAGGCUGCAGUGUUCAGCACUUUCCACCAGCUCGUGACCGGCGAAGCGACCGCUCGGGACUGGGCUGGACAGUUGCCGCCCGACCCGCCGCAGCCUCAGACACUGACUGCAGAAUCGAAACGGAAGACGUCAUGCAUACCUGGCAGGUAUCCCGACGUGAACCAUGGGUCCAGCCACGAGGAGCGGUGCUUGCGCUUCGACAUGGCCGCGGCGGCACGGACAGCAGCGAAAGCCGCGCAAGACGCGGCCACGGCGGCAAGGGCAGCGGAGGCCCGGAAGCUGGCUGCGGCCGAAGCAGGCACCGCAGAAGCAGUCGAGGCCAAGCCGAAGGCUGCGACGACAGACAAAGCCGCCAAGAAGGCCAAGGCCAAGGCUAAAGCCCGCGCAGCAGCGGCAGCGAAGGCCGAGGCACUGGCAGCCAAAAAAGCUGAGCGGCGGCAGCGCAGAGAGCAGCGGCGCGCGGCGAAAGCUAAGGAAGAG